Messenger RNA from Aureobasidium uvarum, 183 nucleotides. The record is from the annotation of a GenBank genome assembly. NCBI's taxonomy places the organism in Eukaryota, Fungi, Ascomycota, Dothideomycetes, Dothideales, Saccotheciaceae.
AUGAAUAACCUCGAUCAGAUCUCUCAAGACCACAACAGCACCACCGCAGACUGCGAUAUCGACGAGUGGGACGAAGAUUGUCUUGUAUACGCCCUCUUCUGCUUCGAAGACAUGCCUUUGGAGAUGAUCGAAGACGUGCUGGAGGGCAGCGCCAAUGAAGAGCACGAAAUUUCUAUUGGCUAG